GUGCUUCCUCUCGCUCAGUGUGUGUGUGUCUGUGUGUGUGUGUGUGUUGUCAUUAUUAUCCAGUCUGCUCCCAGCUCGGAAUGGCCAGAUUCACUCAGACUGAAACAAGGAGGCAGCAGCAACUACAACAGCCCCAUCCCGCUCACACCGGCCUGGUUUUCACUGGACCGGGGGCCGCACCGACCCAACAUCCACUACUACUGAUUUCGCACCAGCACCAGUACUCUCUGAUCACAUUUACAAAACCCAUGAACGGGUCAGAAUCCAUUUCCAUUCAUCCGGACAGCGGCAACAUGAAAGACCAAGAUGCCAUAAAGCUAUUUAUCGGGCAGAUACCGCGGAACCUCGAGGAAAAAGACCUGAAACCCCUAUUCGAACAGUUUGGGAAAAUCCACGAACUGACAGUUUUGAAGGACCGAUACACCGGCAUGCACAAAGGCUGUGCGUUCCUUACCUACUGCGCACGCGAGUCUGCCAUUAAGGCCCAGAAUGCCCUCCACGAACAGAAGACGCUGCCAGGGAUGACUCGUCCCAUCCAGGUGAAGCCGGCUGACAGCGAGAGCCGUGGAGAACUGCCGUCGACGCUCCGAUCCAAGCAAACAAGCAGAAAGGGCGUCGUGGUUUUUAUUGGCCGGUACCAUGUGGGGCCGCUGGGGCUCAAGAAGGCUGGAGAUGGGCAGGCUGGGCCUGACCACGGCUAG
Molecule: messenger RNA, 701 nt
Organism: Paramormyrops kingsleyae
Lineage: Eukaryota; Metazoa; Chordata; Actinopteri; Osteoglossiformes; Mormyridae
Source: RefSeq, a predicted model, not a curated record